UUUCCCUUCCAACGCCCGCAUAGAUGGCCAGGUCCUCUCACGCUAUUUAUCUCCCCCGAGCCGGGCUAAAUUUCCAAGCUCCCGUCCUUCUAACCCGCGUCCGAGCCCGCCUCAGUGGAGGUUUCCAUCCCCUCUCUUCCCGUGGCCUUCUCCGGUCCUCCUCCACCACCCCACUCCCCGCCGCCUCCGCCUCCGCCUCCGCCUUCUACGGCCGGCUUCUCAGCCUCUCGGAGGACGACCCUUCCCCCAUUCCUUCCGUUGGAUUCCAUCGCAGCGCCCGAAUGGAGGCGGAGAGGUACUCGAAGGAGCUGGACGUGGCGGUGAGGUUGGUGCAGAUGGCGUGUUCGCUCUGCCAGAGGGUGCAGAGCGAGCUGGUGGGGAGGAAGCAGGACGAGAUCAAGUCCAAGGACGACGAUUCCCCUGUCACCGUCGCAGAUUGGGGCGUUCAAGCAACUGUCAGUUGGGUCCUUUCACAGUACUUCGGCAUUGAAAAUGUGUCCAUUGUAGCAGAAGAAGAUGUUGAAACUCUGUCCAAAAAGGAUAACACAUCAUUGCUAGAAUCUGUUGUCAAUUCUGUGAAUGCAUGUCUGGCCAAAGCUCCCACAUUUGGAUUAGAAGGCCCUGCAAAAGCACUUGGAACUCAGGAAGUUCUUGAAGCUAUAAGUAGAUGUAACUCUAAUGGAGGCCCCAAGGGAAAGUUUUGGGUCCUUGAUCCUGUGGAUGGGACGCUGGGUUUUGUGCGUGGAGAUCAGUAUGCUGUUGCUCUUGCUUUGAUAGAAGAUGGAGAGGUUAUUCUUGGUGUUCUCGGGUGCCCAAAUUACCCAAUGAAGAAGGCAUGGCUAAACUAUCACCAACGCUAUUACAGGCUCAUGUCUAAUUUGUCUCCUGCCGCAUAUGGGUCCUGGCAUAAAGGUUGCGUGAUGUAUGCUCGGAAAGGUAGUGGUGAAGCUUGGAUGCAACCAUUGGUUCAUGACUAUGGUAAUUUUGAUUGGCAAAGCUCUGCACAAAAAAUUCAAGUAUCAUCCAUCAAUGAUCCUGCUUUGGCAACAUUCUGUGAGCCUGUUGAGAAGACCAAUUCAAGCCACUCCUUCACAGCUGGAUUGGCGCAGAGUGUUGGUGUCAGAAAGCAGCCCUUGCGUGUUUACAGCAUGGUGAAGUAUGCCGCCAUAGCCCGAGGGGAUGCUGAGAUUUUUAUGAAGUUUCCAAGAGCUGGGUACAAAGAAAAGAUAUGGGACCAUGCUGCUGGGGUUGUGAUCAUACAAGAAGCUGGUGGGGUAGUCACAGAUGCUGGCGGCCGUCCAUUGGACUUCUCUAGAGGUAUAUACUUAGAAGGCCUUGAUCGAGGCAUAAUUGCAUGCUCUGGAGUACUACUGCAUGAGAAGAUCAUCCAAGCAGUGGAUGAGAGCUGGAACUCUUCCAACCUUUGAAGCUUGCCAUGUAAUGUUUGCACUUAAACAGGAUAGGUGGUGCCAGUCACCCAGCUUUGGUUCCCCUGAAACACUGUAGGAAAAUAUAACAGAGUAGUUUUUCUUUUACAUGGAAGUUGCUGGUUCAAGAUUCAUCACAGUAGGGCUAUACUAUAAAUAAACCAGAAUGCUUAUUCCAGUACAGAACAUCAUACAGGAAAGGAAAGGGAGGUAUGCUGCCGAAUCUGAAUGGGGUAGUUACGCCAUUUAUGGUUUGAGAACCGAGCCUGCUCAGUGUAUUGCUCUCCUUCGGGCACUUGCCUUUCCUUGUAAAGUCAUUAAUUUCUUGGUUAACGGUCUAUCAUAUUCUUUAGGCACUUAAUCCUGGUCGGUAGUGGAUUGCCAUUCAGUUGCAACACUCCAUGUAUGCAUCACCAAUUCAAAAGGAUAAACGAUAAAUAAUGAAAUACGAAUACAAAUGGAAUGGACCACACUUAUUCAAGAAAACCUUGAAAUGGAAA
Molecule: messenger RNA, 1927 nt
Organism: Elaeis guineensis (African oil palm)
Lineage: Eukaryota; Viridiplantae; Streptophyta; Magnoliopsida; Arecales; Arecaceae
Product: 3',5'-bisphosphate nucleotidase AHL
Biological process (GO): sulfate assimilation; phosphatidylinositol phosphate biosynthetic process
Molecular function (GO): 3'(2'),5'-bisphosphate nucleotidase activity
Source: RefSeq, a predicted model, not a curated record